UGGGCACAGGUGGGUGGCACUGGUGGGCACAGGUGGGUGGGCACAGGUGGGUGGCACUGCUGGGCACAGGCAGGUGGCACUUCUGGGCACAGGUGUGUGACACUGCAGAGUGGCACAGGUGGGUGCACUGCUGGGCACAGGUGGGUGCACUGCUGGGCACAGGUGGGUGGAACUUGCGGGUGGCACUGCUGGGCACCGAUCAUCAGGGCACUGAUCAUCAGUGGCCCUGAUGAUCGGUGCCGAUCCUCGCUCUGACAACUGGCAGUUCUCGGCAGUACUUUCCUCACGAUCUGACAGUGUGAGGAAAGUGCAGCCGAGGAACCGGCACUUGCAU
Molecule: messenger RNA, 334 nt
Organism: Staurois parvus
Lineage: Eukaryota; Metazoa; Chordata; Amphibia; Anura; Ranidae
Source: the annotation of a GenBank genome assembly